This is a messenger RNA of Oncorhynchus keta (chum salmon), 8712 nucleotides long. RefSeq names its product centrosome-associated protein CEP250-like. Lineage: Eukaryota; Metazoa; Chordata; Actinopteri; Salmoniformes; Salmonidae. The coding region runs from base 165 to 2837 and encodes 890 amino acids. The record is from RefSeq and is a predicted model, not a curated record. The transcript is spliced from 26 exons.
CAAGUCCCUCUGUAUGUAGGUAACCAUGACUACCGCCUGCCAAAGGCUGCACUCUCAACAGCUCCCUGGCUCCCACAAUCAGGGGCAACUGAAAGACAACAGUAGGGACAGAGCUAUUGAACAAGAGAGGGCUUGAAUAGCAAGUGGAUACAGUGUGUGCCCGGAUGGACUUGGCCCAGCUAUGGGGGGGUGAGAAGCGCGGCCUCUCCCACGUGGAAGGCAGCGACGACUGGGGUGAUGAGUUCGGAGGACUGGGUGUUAUACCCUUCAGUCAUUCCCUCAUCCCUCUCAGAGACUCUAGUCCACUCGUCCUCACCGAUCUGGACAUGUGGGACAGCAGGUCUCACUUUAAAUCUCAGUCCUUAGCGUGGAGUAUGGCAUGUAGGACUGGAGGGUUCCUCUCCAAAAUGAGCACCGGCACCUCCGCUAAUGGCAGAGACAGUGGCUUCAGCAGACAGAGUGACCCAGGGCUGGGUAAAAGAAGAUGGCAGUCGAUGUCUCGCCUGGCCCCCGAGGGCGCACCCCGGUCCCUCUCCCCUGUCUCCCCAGGGGUUGAGCUGAGAGCAGCCCUGGAAGAGAGUGGCUUUAGGCGAGCAGAGCUGGUGCAGAGGCUGCGGGAGGCCCAUGGACGUCUGGACAGCCAGACAGACCUGCUGAAGAACAGAGACCCACAGCCACAGCAUAGCAGUGGUACUGCACAGCUGCUGGAGAUGAAACACAAGCAGCUGGCAGAUGCAGUGAGUGCUCUUGAGCAGGAGAAGGAGGCAGCUGAGUUGAGCCGGUUUGAUGAAGGUCGACGUCGAGGAGAACUGCAAGACAAGGUUCUUCGACUGGAGAUGGACAUGUUGAAGAUGAGGUCAAACCUGAGUGUUAUCAAACCUGCGGCCCCAAGAACUAACAACAACCCACUCAGCAGGACCUCACCUGUUACACAACAAGACUUGUUCAGAGAGGAAAAGCACAGAACAGAGAGAGAGCUGUCCAGACUGAGAGAGGCCCUCAGAGAGGCCGAGGAGAGAGCAGAGGCCCUGGAGACAGAGAGAGACCUUCAGCAACUACACACCUCUAAAGAGGCUCUGAACCAGACAGAGGAAGUGAACCAGAGACUGGGUCGGGCCUUGCAGACCCACAGUGAGCUGCAGGACCAGCUGAGUGAGGCACGCAGUAAGCUGGGUCAGGCCACUCUGGAGAGGGACCUUCUGACCUCCAAGGUGUUGCGGCUGGAGGACAGUGUGGAGGACCUGAAGAUCAAGCUGACCGGGGCCAUGUCUGACAAGGACCGCUUACUGCAGGAGAAGGCAGACCUGCACCAGCAUGCUCAGGAUCUGGAGCUGCACUUGGAGAGGGCCCAGAGAGGCAGGGAAGGCUACACAGACCAGGUGUGUGAGCUCAGCAACCAGCUGGCUGAGGCCAAGGCUCACACCAACAGACAGGGGCAGGAGACUAUGCAGAUGAAACAGGAACUUCUGACUGUGACAGAGAUGAAUGAAAAGAUGACAUCAGAGCUGGAGAUGGUCAGACAGAGGCUGGAGUCCUCAUUGGCUCAGCUGCAUGAGCUGGGGGCGGAGAGAGUCAUCCACGUCAAUCAGAUCGCAGCUCUGGAGACGGAGCGCUCGCAGCUGAUCGGAGAGAAGCAGGAGUUGACGAGUGCUAUUGGACGGGAUGGAAGACAGGAGGAGGAAGUGACAGAGUUGAGGGAGAGUUGUUGUCAGCUCAGUGAAUCCCAGGAUGCCUUGGAGUCAGAGAACCAGAGGCUGCACGAAUGCUGCCUGACCUUGGAGGCGGAGCUCCUGGAAAAGGAGGAGGGGCUGUGUCAGAAGGGGGAGGAGCUGCAGCGGUUGGAGGCUGAGUCGGCUCAGAACAUGGAGGUGCUGAGGGGAGUGGCCUCACACUGGAGCGAGAAGUGGCAGGAUGUGGCUAUGGCGUUACAAUCCACCCAGGCAGAACUAGAGGAACUCAGAGAGAAGAACCCUGGAGAUACACUUCAAGAGGAGGUGGUGGGACGCCUGAAGGCGGAGGUUGAGAGACUUCAGACACAGGGACAGAGAGACAAGGAAGAGAUUCAGACUCUUCAUCAACACUGGGCCAGUAAAGAGGCGGAGCUGAGCAGAGUCAUUAAAGAUGCCGGUUCUCUGCUGAAGGUAGAGCUGAACGCUUGUAAACAACAGUUGGAGCUGGAGAGGAGCCGGACUCAGGCUCUACACAACAGACUCAAAGUUAAAGACAACCCUCAUAUCUUGGGUAAGGGAACGGUAGAAACGUUUGAUAAAGGGACAGAGACAGAUAUACCACCACAGACACGGGAUGAACAGGUCUCGUUGGAGGAGCUGGGCCAGGUGAGGGCAGAGCUACAGAUGGUCUCCCUGGAGGAGGUAGAUGGGGCACAGGUGUCACAGCUAAAUAGUGAACUUCAGAGGCUGGAGCUGGAAGUGGCAGAGAGAGAACAGCACCUGAGGGAGAAGGAACAUGCACUGAGGAGUCUGGAGAGACUGAGAGAUGCCGAGAGGACAGAGGCGCAAAUCAAGGUUUCUACACUGGAGUUGAAGUUGAUUAACCUAAAGGAGCAGGCCGGUGGAGAAGGUCUAUGUCAUGGAGGCCAAGAACAAGCUCAGCACACUGACUCACUGAGGGCUCAGCUAGAGGAGAGCAGGACGAGAGCCAAUCAGCUGCAACAGGAGAGAGACCAGGCAGUUCAGAGGCUACAGACUCUACGCCGGCUACAUCAGGCUACGGAACAGGAAGCAGCUGCUGGCAGCAAGAAAGAGAGAACGGUUUGUGUGGAUAACAUAGUGAACCAGGAUAAACAGAGAAGACUGGUAACAGAACAGGUACAGUAGACUGUUAGAACAGAACAGGUACAGUAGACUGUUAGAACAGGUACAGUAGACUGGUAGAACAGAACAGGUACAGUAGACUGUUAGAACAAGUACAGUAGACUGUUAGAACAGGUACAGUAGACUGUUAGAACAGAACAGGUACAGUAGACUGUUAGAACAGGUACAGUAGACUGUUAGAAAAUAACAGGUACAGUAGACUGUUAGAACAGGUACAGUAGACUGUUAGAACAGGUACAGUAGACUGUUAGAACAAGUACAGGUACAGUAGACUGUUAGAACAGGUACAGUAGACUUUUAGAACAGAACAGGUACAGUAGACUGUUAGAACAGAACAGGUACAGUAGACUGUUAGAACAGGUACAGUAGACUGGUAGAACAGAACAGGUACAGUAGACUGUUAGAACAAGUACAGUAGACUGUUAGAACAGGUACAGUAGACUGUUAGAACAGAACAGGUACAGUAGACUGUUAGAACAGGUACAGUAGACUGUUAGAACAGGUACAGGUACAGUAGACUGUUAGAACAGGUACAGUAGACUGUUAGAACAGGUACAGGUACAGUAGACUGUUAGAACAGGUACAGUAGACUGUUAGAACAGAACAGGUACAAUAGACUGUUAGAACAGGUACAGUAGACUGUUAGAACAGGUACAGUAGACUGUUAGAACAAGUACAGUAGACUGUUAGAACAGGUACAGUAGACUGUUAGAACAGGUACAGUAGACUGUUAGAACAGGUACAGUAGACUGUUAGAACAGGUACAGUAGACUGUUAGAACAGAACAGGUACAAUAGACUGUUAGAACAGGUACAGUAGACUGUUAGAACAGGUACAGUAGACUGUUAGAACAAGUACAGUAGACUGUUAGAACAGGUACAGUAGACUGUUAGAACAGGUACAGUAGACUGUUAGAACAGGUACAGUAGACUGUUAGAACAGAACAGGUACAAUAGACUGUUAGAACAGGUACAGUAGACUGUUAGAACAGGUACAGUAGACUGGUAGAACAGAACAGGUACAGUAGACUGUUAGAACAGAACAGGUACAAUAGACUGUUAGAACAGGUACAGUAGACUGUUAGAACAGGUACAUUAGACUGUUAGAACAGAACAGGUACAAUAGACUGUUAGAACAGGUACAGUAGACUGUUAGAACAGAACAGGUACAAUAGACUGUUAGAACAGGUACAGUAGACUGUUAGAACAGAACAGGUACAGUAGACUGUUAGAACAGGUACAGUAGACUGUUAGAACAGGUACAGUAGACUGUUAGAACAGAACAGGUACAGUAGACUGUUAGAACAGGUACAGUAGACUGUUAGAACAGGUACAGUAGACUGUUAGAACAGGUACAGUAGACUGUUAGAACAGAACAGGUACAAUAGACUGUUAGAACAGGUACAGUAGACUGUUAGAACAGAACAGGUACAGUAGACUGUUAGAACAGGUACAGUAGACUGUUAGAACAGGUACAGUAGACUGUUAGAACAGGUACAGUAGACUGUUAGAACAGGUACAGUAGACUGUUAGAACAGGUACAGUAGACUGUUAGAACAGAACAGGUACAGUAGACUGGUAGAACAGGUACAGUAGACUGGUAGAACAGGUACAGUAGACUGUUAGAACAGAACAGGUACAAUAGACUGUUAGAACAGGUACAGUAGACUGUUAGAACAGGUACAGUAGAUGGUCCUUCUGUAGCUCAGUUGGUAGAGCAUGGCGCUUGUAACGCCAGGGUAGUGGGUUCGAUCCCCGGGACCACCCAUACGUAGAAUGUAUGCACACAUGACUGUAAGUCGCUUUGGAUAAAAGUAGACUGUUAGAACAGGUACAGUAGACUGUUAGAACAGGUACAGUAGACUGUUAGAACAGGUACAGUAGACUGUUAGAACAGGUACAGUAGACUGUUAGAACAGGUACAGUAGACUGUUAGAACAGAACAGGUACAAUAGACUGUUAGAACAGGUACAGUAGACUGUUAGAACAGAACAGGUACAUUAGACUGUUAGAACAGGUACAGUAGACUGUUAGAACAGGUGCAGUAGACUGUUAGAACAGAACAGGUACAUUAGACUGUUAGAACAGGUACAGCAGACUGUUAGAACAGAACAGGUACAGUAGACUGUUAGAACAGGUACAGUAGACUGUCAGAACAGGUACAGUAGACUGUCAGAACAGGUACAGUAGACUGUUAGAACGGGUACAGUAGACUGUUAGAACAGGUACAGCAGACUGUUAGAACAGAACAGGUACAAUAGACUGUUAGAACAGGUACAGUAGACUGUUAGAACAGGUACAGUAGACUGUUAGAACAAGUACAGUAGACUGUUAGAACAGGUACAGUAGACUGUUAGAACAGGUACAGUAGACUGUUAGAACAGGUACAGUAGACUGUUAGAACAGAACAGGUACAAUAGACUGUUAGAACAGGUACAGUAGACUGUUAGAACAGGUACAGUAGACUGUUAGAACAAGUACAGUAGACUGUUAGAACAGGUACAGUAGACUGUUAGAACAGGUACAGUAGACUGUUAGAACAGGUACAGUAGACUGUUAGAACAGAACAGGUACAAUAGACUGUUAGAACAGGUACAGUAGACUGUUAGAACAGGUACAGUAGACUGGUAGAACAGAACAGGUACAGUAGACUGUUAGAACAGAACAGGUACAAUAGACUGUUAGAACAGGUACAGUAGACUGUUAGAACAGGUACAUUAGACUGUUAGAACAGAACAGGUACAAUAGACUGUUAGAACAGGUACAGUAGACUGUUAGAACAGGUACAGUAGACUGUUAGAACAGAACAGGUACAAUAGACUGUUAGAACAGGUACAGUAGACUGUUAGAACAGAACAGGUACAGUAGACUGUUAGAACAGGUACAGUAGACUGUUAGAACAGGUACAGUAGACUGUUAGAACAGAACAGGUACAGUAGACUGUUAGAACAGGUACAGUAGACUGUUAGAACAGGUACAGUAGACUGUUAGAACAGGUACAGUAGACUGUUAGAACAGAACAGGUACAAUAGACUGUUAGAACAGGUACAGUAGACUGUUAGAACAGAACAGGUACAGUAGACUGUUAGAACAGGUACAGUAGACUGUUAGAACAGGUACAGUAGACUGUUAGAACAGAACAGGUACAGUAGACUGUUAGAACAGGUACAGUAGACUGUUAGAACAGGUACAGUAGACUGUUAGAACAGGUACAGUAGAAUGUUAGAACAGGUACAGUAGACUGUUAGAACAGGUACAGUAGACUGUUAGAACAGAACAGGUACAUUAGACUGUUAGAACAGGUACAGCAGACUGUUAGAACAGAACAGGUACAGUAGACUGUUAGAACAGGUACAGUAGACUGUCAGAACAGGUACAGUAGACUGUCAGAACAGGUACAGUAGACUGUUAGAACGGGUACAGUAGACUGUUAGAACAGGUACAGCAGACUGUUAGAACAGAACAGGUACAGUAGACUGUUAGAACAGGUACAGUAGACUGUUAGAACAGGUACAGUAGACUGUUAGAACAGGUACAGUAGACUGUUAGAACAGGUACAGUAAACUGUUAGAACAAGUACAGUAGACUGUUAGAACAGGUACAGUAGACUGUUAGAACAGAACAGGUACAGUAGACUGUUAGAACAGGUACAGUAGACUGUUAGAACAGGUACAGUAGACUGUUAGAACAGGUACAGUAGAAUGUUAGAACAGGUACAGUAGACUGUUAGAACAGGUACAGUAGACUGUUAGAACAGAACAGGUACAGUAGACUGUUAGAACAGGUACAGUAGACUGUUAGAACAGGUACAGUAGACUGUUAGAACAGGUACAGUAGAAUGUUAGAACAGGUACAGUAGACUGUUAGAACAGGUACAGUAGACUGUUAGAACAGAACAGGUACAGUAGACUGUUAGAACAGGUACAGUAGACUGUUAGAACAGGUACAGUAGACUGGUAGAACAGAACAGGUACAGUAGACUGUCAGAACAGGUACAGUAGACUGUCAGAACAGGUACAGUAGACUGUUAGAACGGGUACAGUAGACUGUUAGAACAGGUACAGCAGACUGUUAGAACAGAACAGGUACAGUAGACUGUUAGAACAGGUACAGUAGACUGUUAGAACAGGUACAGUAGACUGUUAGAACAGGUACAGUAGACUGUUAGAACAGGUACAGUAAACUGUUAGAACAAGUACAGUAGACUGUUAGAACAGGUACAGUAGACUGUUAGAACAGAACAGGUACAGUAGACUGUUAGAACAGGUACAGUAGACUGUUAGAACAGGUACAGUAAUGUUAGAACAGGUACAGUAGACUGUUAGAACAGGUACAGUAGACUGUUAGAACAGAACAGGUACAGUAGACUGUUAGAACAGGUACAGUAGACUGUUAGAACAGGUACAGUAGACUGUUAGAACAGGUACAGUAGAAUGUUAGAACAGGUACAGUAGACUGUUAGAACAGGUACAGUAGACUGUUAGAACAGAACAGGUACAGUAGACUGUUAGAACAGGUACAGUAGACUGUUAGAACAGGUACAGUAGACUGGUAGAACAGAACAGGUACAGUAGACUGUUAGAACAGGUACAGUAGACUGUUAGAACAGGUACAGUAGACUGUUAGAACAGGUACAGUAGAAUGUUAGAACAGGUACAGUAGACUGUUAGAACAGGUACAGUAGACUGUUAGAACAGAACAGACUUAUAGAAGCUCCUCUCUUUGGUGUAUUAUUUGAUAAUUACAUUAUUAUUUGGAUGACCAGCUGAAGAGUCUGUUUAAGGAGCGUGAGCAGUUGGGUCAGGUCUAUGGUAGAUCAGCAGGAGGAGGAGGAGUUCUGCAAGACUGGGCACCGAAGUCGAAGGUCAUCAAGAACUCCCUUGACACACUACACAGCCAGAGGAAGAGAGAGAAGGAGCUGAUGAGGGAGCAGCAGCAGCAGUUUGCAGGACUGGGGCCUGUGUCUGAGGAGCAAGAAGAGGAGGACGACCCAGAGAGGGAGGUGGAGGAGGAGGUGACUCGCCUUAGGGAGGAACUCCACAGCAAGACCCACGCGAUGUCAGCGAUGAGUGUGGAAAUCAGCAAUCUGAGAGAGAGAAAUGAAAACCUCCAGAAAGCCAAGCUAAGGUUUCCGCCACAGAUCCAAGGGUUGGGCGCCACAGCGUCUAACUCUUCAGAGAAGACCACGUCAGAGAGCGAGGAGCCUCUUCUAUUGGAGAGAGACAUGCAGAGGGGAUCAUCAUCAUCAUCAUCAUCAUCACCACCACCCCGCUGGGAAGAUGGAGUGUUCCUGGCUAGGCAGGUGCAGAUCGGCAGCCCUGAAUUGGAGGGGGAGGAAGAUGGAGGCUGUGGCUGAUGCAUACCUGGUCCUAAUUUGCUCCCUACCCCUUCUCCUUGGCCCUUAACUACUUCAAGGUUGUCAGAUCUGAAGCAUCUAUAUACGUAGAAGCAGUAUUGUUGUAGAGCUUCCACUAUAUUGCUUCCGCCCCUACAGAUCUGCAAACAUUGAAGCUAAUGGAGUCCUCAGUCUGCGUGUGAAGUCUUACUAUAGUCAUGCAAUGAUACAAAUCCUAAAAAGGUUGUACAAACCAGUGUUAAUGUCAAUCUACUGAUUAGUGGUUAGAAAUGCGGUGCUUUUGUUGAUGAUUAACAAUGAAACAGGAAGUGAAAUGUGUUCCAUUGAUAAUAGUGAGAUGACAGAGGAUGAUUUUCUAUAAUACGCUAUAUAAAGCUAAUGAUCCACAUUGUAUAUUUAAUAGUAGUAAUGUUAAUGUGGUUAAUACAUUAAAACUACAAUGUUACCACAUACAACACAACAAUUCUGGACGUUUGUGAUAUUGCCGUUUUGUUGUAAUUAAAAAAUGACUGCGUUAAACUCA